GGUUGUCAGGAAAUGGGUCUGCAAGCCAUCUCUUAACCGCCAAUGGCUUGGACGUUGAUCAGCUUUCCCCUGGAUUUGAGGUUCCAAAGGACUUGGGUUUCCAAGGAAAUAUGGUCUUGAUGCUGUAGGAUGCAUUUUAGAAACAAAUGGAAUUUAAAUGAAUGUUGGGCGUGAACAUCACUCAAGUCUGAAUGGUAUUCACAAGAUGGACAAAUUAAUUCUUCUACUGCUCUGGUUUGAAUACAUUUUUCAGACUUCUAAGAGUUUAUAUUGUGGGCCAACGCAAAAGCAACCUGCAACCAUUUUUGCUGAAUGGAGUGAGUUUCCUAAAGGAGGAAAGCCUGAAUACUAUUUUUUAAAAUAUCAACCAAUUAAGGACUUCAAUAAAAAAAAUGUCAAAAACAUUUCUGCAGAACAGCACAAGCUUCAAAAAUCUACACUAACACUAGAAGAAAAUGAAGAAUAUAAUGUCAUUAUACAGUCAGUACGAAAAGGGGAAAUUUUAAGUGCAAAGUCAUUCAGAACACGUGGGAUCUCAAAUAACAACAUUAAAAUGCUCGUGACGAGUACAAGUGUUUCUUUUAACUGGAGCACACUGCCCCAUGACUUUUCAGUUUCAAUAUCUCUUAAUAAUUCAUCUCAAAGCGUGCAGAACAAUGUAAUGUUUUAUGAAUGGGGCCAUUUGGAACCUUCAACCUUAUACAGUUUCAAAUUUGAAUUUAAACAGCUGCACUUGGAUUUUAUAAAUGUUUUUCAGAAGCUGGAUAUUCAUGUUGAAACAGGGGCCUGCUCACCAGAAUGGGUUGCAUUCAAAAAGAACUGCUACCGAAUUAGCAAAGAUAGCCAGCCAUGGAACGUGGCCCAGAAAGUCUGUAAUAUGCCAUUGUACUCAGCACAUCUUGUUGAUAUAAAAAAUGAAGAGGAAAAGAAAUUUAUAUAUUCUUAUCUCAGGAAAACCAAUCAAAUAAUCACUUGGACUGGUCUUAAUGAUAUCAAGAAAGAAGGUCACCCCUUGUGGACAGAUGGAUCUUAUUAUAGCCUUAAGAAAGAUGAAAUCUUUUCUUUUCCAUUGCUACCAAAGAAUGAAACCGAUUGCUACAUUCUACAGCAAAAUGCUACUGGAUCCAAUUACUUCUUUACAGGCUUUUUCUGCUAUGUCUCUUUGCCAUAUAUUUGUGAAUAUGAAUUACCUUCACUACCAGAGAAUUUUGUCUUUUUCGUGAAAGACGUUGGAACAACCCAAGUUGUCCUUGGUUGGAGGAGUUUGAAAAAAUGGAUGAAAUUUGGCUAUAAGCUGGUCAUUAAAUAUUAUUUGGAAAAUUCUAAUGGACAGUAUUUUGAGACUUUGACUUUAAAUGCAACUGAAAAAACAAUUAUGCAGCUGUCUCCUGGACAUCUUUAUAGGUUUUUACUCUUAGCAAAGAACCAAUGGGAAGCCCAGAUUGCCUUAAGCCCAGUUCUGAUAGUAGAGACACGUCCGUUACAAGCCAAAAACUUGAUAGUGACACGUGUAACACCAGUGGAGAUAUUUUUGCAUUGGGAUCCACCAGAUGAUGUGUUGAGCACCUCUUUCCAUCAUUACUUUGUGACCAUUUUGGAUACUAAAGCCAAUAAAUCAGAAGCAUUGUCAGUGGAAAAAGUCAACACCACAACAAUAAUAGGAAACCUCAAACCUUAUCAUCAGUACCAGAUCUAUCUUUUCAGUGUUGCAGAAAAAGGAUCUUUAAGCUGUCUCGAGAAACCAAUAUUAACCAUAACAGGCAUCAGUCCACCUCAAAAUGUUUCUGCCAAACCUGAUGAUGUGGGAGAGGACAGUAUAAUUCUUCAGUGGGAACCUCCACAUGAUAGUUGCGAAUUCUACAUUCAAGCAAAAUCUAUAUCAGAUGCAAGUGAAGUCAUUAAGCAUUUAGUAAAUAACACUAACAAAUUCAAGAUUGAUCUAUUAACUCCUGGAAUGACAUAUGACAUAGGAGUGGCAACGGUGAAGAAUGGAAAUAAGAGUGAACUCAUAACUAUUCAAAAAACUUUAAAACCCAAACCAGUUCAGAUUAUUAUCCCGUAUGAAUUUCAUAGUACCUCUGUGAUUUUAUUCGUUCAAAUGCCUGACAUUGGUGUGUUUGAUGGCGUACAUAUUGUAACGAAUCGAGGUCCCAACAUAACGGUGCCUUUAAAGACCAACAACAAAAUUACAAUUGAAAAUCUGACCCCAGGCACAGAAUAUAAUUUCUUUGUAUCUACAAUCAGCGGAGACAGACUGAGCUCUAUAUAUCAUGUACCAGCAGUAAAAACUUGUCUGGAAGUUCCAUUAAACAUUCGUGAAGGUAGAGUUACAGAUACUUCCAUUCAAAUUCUUUGGGACCGAGUUGAUGGAAAUUUUCAGCAUUAUGAGAUUACAUGCACAAACUGUGCGGAUGCUGUCAUGGUCCAAAAAGUAACACAAGAAAAUGCAAUAUUCUCCAACUUGGCUCCAGCUACAAUCUACAACUUUUCCAUUAGAACUGAAAAAGAAGGAUUUAAAGAUAGCACUCCAAGAGUAAAAGAAAUUCAGACUGCACCCAGUGCCGUUGAGUACAUGAAUCACAGCAGGGACUCAACUUCAAUAACAGUAACCUGGAUUCCAGCUAAAAGUAUACUAGAUGGAUAUAUUAUAUCAAUAGCCAGUGAGGGCUUCAUGAAGGAAGAAAUGUUGUAUUCUAUGGAGAGGAUGUUCAAGUUUAAUGGCCUUGCCCCAGGGACUGACUUUUUAAUCAGUAUUGUGACUACCAAUGGACUAAAGAAGAGCCAGCCUACUAUCCUCAGAGCUAGUACUUUUCCAGAUCCUCCUUCAGACUUUCAGAUUUUUGGAGAGGAAGAGAACACCGUAUAUUUGUCCUGGAAACUUCCACAAGGAGGCUUUGACAAAUUUCAGAUCUUGUAUCAUGUGACAUCUAGAAGGGAAAUUUUAUUUAAACUAAUUGCUUAUGGAAACAGAGCAAAAGUGAAAAAUCUUACUCCUGGAGUGGAAUAUGUAUUUCAGAUGAAGACGGUGAGAGGCAUGGAUUAUAGCAUAUCUGUUGAGAAAAAAGUGAUUACAAAACCAGCUGGGAUAUGUGGCUUAGCCUUAAAAGCUGUGAAUACUUCUGCUGCAACAUUAACAUGGAAUCCAACAAAGACCAACUUCACUCAUUACAAGAUUUGUCUAUCAAAUAAUACAUUUGUAAAUGAAUACAAUAUUUUUGGGACCAUGACCGAUCAUACAGUUACGGAUCUGACUCCUGGUGGCACUUACAACAUCACCGUACAGAGAGUAAGAGGUGACAUAGAAGGAUAUAGCUCAUUUAUCCAGGUGGUGGCAGAACCCGAAAGACCUGAGAAACUUAAAGCCUUCAAUAUUUCAACACACUCCUUUUCUUUGCACUGGAGAAUGCCUUCUGGACAUGUGGAAAGGUAUCAUGUGGAUCUUAUUCCUGACGGUGGCGUUGUUGCAAUCAGAGAUCUUGGCCAUGGGGAGUAUCAGGUUGAUGUCUCGAAUGCUCUUCCUGGGACGAGGUACAAUGUAACCAUUUCUUCGGUUUCUGCUACAACAUUUGGAACACCCGUUAGUAAAAUGGUGACAACCAAUGUGACCAAUCCAGGGCCUCCCGUGUUCCUUGCAGGUGAAAGAGUAGGGUCUGCUGGAAUCCUUCUCUCUUGGAAUACACCACCAAAGCCAAAUGGAAGGAUUAAAUCAUACGUUGUCAAAUAUAAGGAAGUUUGCCCAUGGAUGCAAGCAACCUAUACACAAGUUAGAGCAAAGCCAGAUAGUUUGGAAAUGCUUCUUACGAAUCUUAAUCCUGGAACAACUUAUGAAAUUAAGGUGGCUGCAGAAAACAGUGCUGGUAUUGGAAUCUUUAGUGAGCCCUUUCUCUUCCAAACUGCAGAAAGUGCUCCAGGCAAAGUGGUCAAUCUCACUGUGGAGACCUUCAAUUAUUCAGCAGUCAAUCUAAUUUGGUAUUUGCCUCGGCAACCAAAUGGUAAAAUCACCAGCUUCAAGAUUAGUGUCAAGCAUGCAAGAAGUGGAAUCAUUGUGAAAGAUGUCUCUAUUAAGGUGGAGGACCUCCUGUCAGGGAAGUUACCAGAAUGUAAUGAGAACAGUGAAUCUUUUUUGUGGAGUACGACCAGACCUUCACCAACUUCUGGUAGAGCUACAUCUCCUCCCCGUGUCACAUAUAUGCCCAGUGCUCUGGCAAUGAGUCGAAAAAGUUCUGUGUGGAAUGAACCAAUCAGUUUUGUAGUAACUCACCUAAGGCCAUACACCACAUAUCUGUUUGAAGUCUCUGCUGUUACUACAGAAGCCGGCUACAUUGACAGUACCAUCGUCAGAACACCUGAAUCAGUCCCUGAAGACCCACCACAGAAUUUGGCAACAGGCAACAUCACAGAGAACUCUUUCUCUCUUUCCUGGGAUCCACCAAGUAUAGUAACAGGAAAAUUUAGCUAUAGAGUGGAACUGUAUGGUCCAGCUGGUCUAAUUUUGGAUAAUAGCACCAAAGACCUCAAGUUUACAUUUACUAAUCUUACACCAUUUACAACAUAUUAUACAUAUGUUGGUGCUGAGACCAGUGCAGGGAUGGGACCCAAGUCAAAUCUUUCCAUUUUCACUCCUCCAGAUGUUCCAAGUGCAGUAUUUGACUUACAACUUUUAGAAGUUGAAGCCACACUAAUAAGCAUUACUUGGAAGAAGCCACGACAACCCAAUGGAAUCAUUAGUCAAUAUAGGGUGCAAGUGUUCAUUUCAGAGACAGGAAUUAUUUUGGAAGAUACCUUGCUUACAGGAAAAGACGAGCUUAUGAGUGACUCCAUGGCUCCAGAAAAGGAAGUUCUAAUAAAUGCAGUGACUGCAUCAUAUGAGGGCUCCGCAGAGAUGUUUUCCAACACGGCAGCAGAAUCUCCAAUUCUCUUUUCCAGCCUUUCUCAAAAUAGCAUUUCCCAAGCAAAUGGAAACGAAGAUCUUUAUUCGACAACUGGAACAGCAAGUGAUCAGUAUUUCACUGACAUUUCAGCUGAACAGCUGUCCUAUGUUGUAAAGAGGCUUGCACCUUUCACCGAAUAUACGAUCAGUGUGUCUGCUUUCACAAUUAUGGGAGAAGGACCACCAACCGUUCUCAAUGCCAGGACAAGUGAGCAAGUGCCAAGCUCCAUACAAACGAUAAACUAUAAAAAUAUUAGCUCGUCAUCUAUUUUGCUGUAUUGGGAUCCACCAGAAUAUCCCAAUGGAAAAAUAACCCAUUAUACAAUUUAUGCCAUGGAAUUGGAUACAAACAGAGCAUUCCAGAUGACUACUGUAGAUAACAGCUUUCUUAUCACAGGCUUGAAGAAAUAUACAAAGUAUAAAAUGCGAGUGGCUGCUUCAACCAAUGUUGGGGAGAGUUCUUUGUCUGAGGAAAAUGAUGUUUUUGUUCGAACACCAGAAGAUGAACCAGAAUCACCACCCCGAGGGGUUGAGAUUAUAGAUGUGACUGCGACAGAAAUAAAACUGAAGUGGUUGCCACCAGAAAAACCUAAUGGAAUCAUCUUGUCCUAUGAAGUCAUUUACAGAAAUACAAACCAUUUGUUCUUUAAAAACACUUCGACGACAAAUAUCAUUCUGAACGACUUGAAACCUUUUACCCUCUACAACAUUUCUAUUAGGUCUUACACAAGAAUUGGUCACGGCAAUCAGUUGUCAUCUUUACUGUCUGUAAGGACUUCAGAAACUGUUCCUGACAGCGCACCUGAAAACGUUACCUAUCGAAAUGUUUCUUCUGGAGAAAUUGAGCUCUCAUUCCUUCCUCCAAUAAUUCCCAACGGGAUCAUACAGAAAUAUACCAUCUAUCUUAGAAGGAAUAAUGGAUAUGAGGAGCGAACUAUAAACACAACAAAGCUCUCACAGAGUAUUAGAGGACUGAAGAAAUAUACUCAUUAUACAGUUGAGGUGUCUGCAAGUACCCUUAAAGGAGAAGGAGUCCGAAGUACCCCAGUAACUAUUCUGACAGAAGAAGAUGCUCCUGGGUCUCCUCCUAGAGACUUCUCAGUAAAACAGUUGUCUGGUGUCACUGUGAAGUUGUCAUGGCAACCACCCCUGGAGCCAAAUGGAAUUAUCCUCUAUUACACAGUUUAUGUCUGGGAUAAAUCGUUGCUAAAAGCUAUAAAUGUAACUGAAACAACAUUGGAAUAUGCAGAUUUGGAAAAUAAUGUUAAAUAUAAUGCCUACGUCACAGCAAGCACAAGAUUUGGUGAUGGAAAAAUUAAAAGUAACCUCAUUAGCUUUAAGACGCCAGAGGGAGCACCCAGUGAUCCACCAAAAGAUGUCCAUUAUGCAAACCUCACUUCCUCAUCAAUAAUUCUUUUCUGGGAUCCUCCUUCAAAGCCCAAUGGGAUUAUACAAUACUAUUCUGUUUAUUAUCAAAAUAAUUCAGGUACUUAUAUGCAGAAUUUUACUCUUCAUGACAUUGUCAGUUUUUCUGACAAUAUGACCAUAUCUGCAGUCAUAGAAAAUUUGGCAAUAUUCAGCUACUACAUAGUUUGGGUAACAGCAAGUACUUCAAUUGGAAAUGGGAACAAAACCAGUGACAUAAUCCAAGUAUACACAGAUCAAGACAUACCAGAAGGGACUGUUGAAAACCUGACUUAUGAAAGUCUUUCUUCAACUUCAAUAAAUGUCAGCUGGUUCCCACCAUCUCAGCCAAACGGUCUAGUCUUCUACUAUGUUUCACUGAGCUUACAAGGAAACCCACGUAGAACAAGACCACCUCUGAAAACUUAUGAGAGAAACCUGGUUUUUGACAAUCUGAAAAAAUACGCUGAUUAUAUAUUAAAAGUCACUCCAGCAACAGAAAAGGGAUUCUCUGACUUGUACACAGCCCAACUCCACAUCAGAACUGAAGAAGAUGUCCCAGACUCUUCACCAGUAAUCAACACUUUUCAAAAUCUUUCUUCUACCUCAGUUUUUAUAUCCUGGGAUCCCCCAGUACAGCCAAAUGGUGCUAUAAUAAGUUAUGAUUUAACUUUAGAUGGACCAAAUGAAAGCUAUUCUUUUUCUACCUCUGAAAACUCUGUCAUACUGGAAGAGCUCUCACCAUUUACAUUAUAUAGCUUUUUUGCUGCUGCAAGAACCAUAAAAGGACUUGGUCCUUCUUCUACACUCUUUUUUUACACAGAUGAGGCAGCCCCAUUAGCACCACCCCAGAAUUUAACUAUAAUCAAUUGCACUUCUGAUUCAGUGUGGCUAACGUGGAACCCAAGUCCUCUUCCAAGUGGUGUUAUUAAAGUCUAUAAUAUUAAAAUUCAUGAGAAUGGAACGGAUUCCAUAUUUUAUCAGAAUAUUUCAGGUUUUCAAACGGAAGCUAAAAUCAUUGGACUGGAACCAAUCACUGCCUAUUCAGUUAGUGUAUCAGCAUUUACAAGAGUCGGAAAUGGCAACCAUUUUAGUAAUAUUGUGCUAUUCACAACGCAAGAAUCAGUUCCAGAUGUUGUUCAGAAUCUUCAUUGUACUGCAACCAGUUGGCAGUCAAUUGUACUCAAGUGGGAUCCCCCCAAAAAGGCAAAUGGAAUAAUUACACAUUAUACCAUAACCACUGAAAGGAAUUCUACAAAAAUAGCUUCGCGAGAACAUAUGCAUUAUUUUAAAGAACUUGUAUCAAAUACUUCUUAUGUGUUUAAAAUACAAGCCUCUACUUCUGCUGGGGAAGGAGAAGAGGAAAUAUGCAGUGCUAGUACAUUACAUGAAACAGCUCCAGAUGGUCCUCCUGAAAAUGUAAAUGUAGUAGCUACCUCACCCUACAGUAUUAAUAUCAGCUGGAAUGAACCUGCUGCUAUCACCGGACCAACCUUCUACCUUAUAGACAUUAAAUCGGUUGUCCACAGACAAGAGCUAGAAUUUAAAUUUAGAGCAACAAACAUUAUGGGACAAUUUACUGACUCUGAUUAUUCUGACCCUGUAAAGACAUUAGGUGAAGGACUGUCAGAAAGAACUGUAGAAAUUAUUCUCUCGGUUACCUUGUGUAUCCUCUCCAUAAUUCUUCUGGUGGCUGCUAUUUUUGCAUUUGCAAGGUUACUUAGUUAUAGAAAAUCCAUCAAGCCAAUAAGCAAGAAAGCUUUCCUGCAACAUGUCGAAGAGCUCUGCACAAACAACAACUUAAAGUUUGAAGAAGAAUUUUCGGAGCUCCCUAAAUUCCUCCAGGAUCUUUCUUCUACGGAUGCUGACCUACCUUGGAACAGGGCAAAAAACCGUUUCCCAAACAUAAAACCAUUGAUGGGUUACCUAUGUCCAAAUGAAUUUAUUGCUACCCAAGGACCGUUACCUGGAACAGUAGGGGAUUUUUGGCGAAUGGUCUGGGAAACCAGAGCAAAAACUUUAGUGAUGCUAACACAGUGUUUUGAAAAAGGACGAAUCCGAUGCCAUCAGUAUUGGCCAGAAGACAACAAACCAGUGACUGUUUUUGGAGAUAUAGUGAUUACCAAAGUAUUAGAAGAAAUUCAAAUUGAUUGGACCAUCAGAGAUCUGAAAAUUGAAAGGCAUGGGGAUUGUAUGACAGUUCGACAGUGUAACUUUACCGCUUGGCCUGAACAUGGAGUUCCUGAAAAUAGUGCACCAUUAAUUCAUUUUGUGAAGUUAAUUCGAGCAAGCAGAGCUCAUGACACCACACCAAUGGUUGUUCAUUGCAGUGCUGGAGUUGGAAGAACUGGAGUUUUUAUUGCUCUGGACCACUUAACACAACAUAUAAAUGACCAUGAUUUUGUGGAUAUCUACGGACUUGUAGCAGAAUUGAGAAGUGAGAGAAUGUGUAUGGUACAGAACCUGGCACAAUAUAUUUUUUUACACCAAUGCAUUUUGGAUCUUUUGUCAAGUAAGGGAAGUCAUCAGCCCAUCUGUUUUGUGAAUUAUUCAGCCCUUCAGAAGAUGGACUCUUUGGAUGCCAUGGAAGGUGAUGUUGAGCUUGAAUGGGAAGAAACCACCAUGUAAAUAUUCUAACAAAAGAUUACAUCUGGAGGAAUUUUUUUCACACCCCAGGGGCCAAAUGUAUUCCCCUACUGACCUGAAUUAAAAUAUGCGAUGCUAAAAAAAAUCCUUUUUUUGACUAUGCCUCAAAAAUGUAAUAAUUAUUUUAUGAAAACAUCUAAGCAACACUUUCUUCAAUUUUUUAAAUUUUGCACAGAAUUACAUAGUCUGCUUUUAAAACAAAUGUGUCCUCUGAGACAUCCCAGAGUAUCUUGAAGAUCAACACAUUUUUUUUAAAUGAGCCAAAUAUAAUGUGAAGUUAUCAUCCCCUUAGCAUGAAUACUUCACUGUGAGUUCUCCCUGAUUUUGAGUCCGUGCUGUAAAUGUUGAUACAGUGGUGGCCUUCUGGCCUCCUGGGUGUUGACAUUUCUUGUGGAUUACUUCCAGAACUGUCAUGAUGAUCUCUGCCUCAAUGUAUGUUCCUGGGUUUUGAAUCUUCUAUUUUAUGAGUGCUGGGAUAUCAACUCAUGAUCCUGAACAGCUGAACAGUCACCCCCUGACAUUGCAGGAAUUAUUCAGCUUUUAUACAACACAAAGUAGCUCUUCAGGGACACUUAGGGCUAUUUAAGCUACUUUGUGAUCUCAAGUUUAAAAAAAAAUAGAAGGAAACAAAGAAGUGAAGAGAAAAAAUGGUUCUUCGAUGUCUGUAAAGUAACAAAGCAUCCCACAAACUGGACAACUUCUGUAAAUGUUCCAUCAAAAAUAUCUUGUUCUAUUUUUAAAGUACAAUGUAGAGUCAGUUUGUCUGAGUGUUGUAUCUAGGAAAAUAUCUAUCGGGUAACUAUAUAUAUAUAUUUUGAAGGAUUCUUGUAACUGUUGAUACUAAUUUUAAAAAAAGAAUUAACUGUAGUGUGAUUCCAACUUGUAAACUAAUGGUGUAGAUGAAGCAGUCUAUUGUACUACUGUGGUGCCAAUAGGGUCUAAAGAUCAGUUUGAACAACAUGGUCCAUAUUUCAGUUUCUACUAUCGAUUCUUUGGGGGCUGUUCAACGUCAUACCUAGAAAUGAAGAACUGGAACCCAACAGCAAUUCAUAAAGAGAUCUGGACAGAAAAAAACUUUGUCUCUAUGUCCUUAGUUAAUUAGGAAAUGAAAAAAAAAAAAAGCAAUAAUUAGAUUUUGAGCUUCGGCAAGGUGUUACUAUGCUUAUAUUUCUUUUAAGUGUUUAAAGUAAAUAGUAUCAAAUUGUCUACACUCCUGGUGGUCAGAGAUCUAAUAGUAAUUAAAUAACUCCCCCAUAAAUAUUUUUGGUUGCCCUAUUGAUAUAAUUCUUGAAACAGAUGAAAGCCCAAUGAAAGAAGUUGGAUACUGUGGUUUUAUGGUAAGACCCAAAAUAUUUUUUAAAAUGUUAAUACAUCUAAUAUUGAUUUCACAUGUGCUUGAAUAUAUAAUAUAUAUAACUAUUUGAUGACUAAUAAAUAUAUUUUGUGAUUUGCAA
Messenger RNA from Gracilinanus agilis (Agile Gracile Mouse Opossum), 10434 nucleotides. It is a transcript of the gene PTPRQ, whose product is annotated as protein tyrosine phosphatase receptor type Q. Bases 158 to 8962 code for a protein of 2934 amino acids. Gene Ontology annotation, molecular function: protein tyrosine phosphatase activity; protein binding. Lineage: Eukaryota; Metazoa; Chordata; Mammalia; Didelphimorphia; Didelphidae. Gene Ontology annotation, biological process: protein dephosphorylation. The record is from RefSeq and is a predicted model, not a curated record. The transcript is spliced from 58 exons.